GAUUAUUUAAGAGCACCCCACAAACUCCUCUCAAAAAUAAUGUUAAUAACAUAUACAUACACAUAUAGAGCAAUACCCGUAAACUAAAUAGUAUCCAUAUCUAUACAUACACAUAUACAGCUCAAUACCCACAAGUUACACAGUCAUCAAGGUCUGGUUUUGUCUAGUAGAGAAGUAGUAGCCGACCUUUCUGAAAGCAAGGACGAUUCUUUGAUCAACAAACAGAGGCAACAUGCACAAAUUCGUAAACUUUCAACGCGUGAGUGCGCAAUGCAGUCAAUUCUGCACGCCUAUACCCAAGGCCAUUGCUAAGCAAAAAAUCCACACAAUCAGCACAAAGCCUAUAACAUGCAGCCUAAGUGGUUUGAUAGGUCAUACGAAGAGUAUUAGGAGUGUAUCAGUUCUCAAGUAUGGGAAUACACUGACCUACCCGACUGUACUUGGUUCCGCGGGUGUGCUGUCAUCUUAUACUCGAACGUUUAGUACUAAUAACGCCUUGUAUAAGGCGAACACCGCGAGAGGUGCUCGGAAUAAGACUAAGCACGAACACGUGGACCUAAAGAGUACCCAGAGUGCGUCAUAUGUAUCAAAUGCUCCACAUGAAAAGACGCAGGAUAAAUCAAAUCCAGCAACAACACCGAUAGCAACAGAGGGCACAGGCUUAUUAGAUAAGAUCAAGGAAAGAAUGGGUAAAAGCAAGAUGGUAGGAUUUGUUAAACAGUAUGGGAUAGCCUUCUUGAUUUGGUAUGAGGCUGUCUGGCUUGGAGGAUUUGCUGUACUGAGCUGCGCUAUACACUUGGGCGUUAUAGGCGGAGCCGAUGGGCUGGAGCUGCUCACGUCCGUCGGUGUAGAUAAACUGGUCAGUCUGGACAGUUUAGACCCGAAAAUGGGGAGUGCAGUGGUUGCUGCGGGCUUUAACGAACUCUUGGAACCCAUCCGAUUACCUCUGGUCAUCAAAACAACACCGUGGAUCAAGGAGAAGGUCGCCAAAAUUAUAGCUAUAUAUAGGAAGUGAAAACAUAAACGUAAACGUAUUCUAGAUCAUUCAGAUGUCUUCGGCUGUUCGCGUAUAGUUCGACCUCUUUAUUUGAGCUGCAUCUCGAGUGAGGUAUAUCAUAAGUUAUAUAUAGGAAGUAAAAACACAAACGUAAAC
This is a messenger RNA of Sphaeroforma arctica JP610, 1153 nucleotides long. RefSeq lists its product as hypothetical. The record is from RefSeq and is a predicted model, not a curated record. The transcript is spliced from 2 exons. Bases 233 to 1015 code for a protein of 260 amino acids. NCBI's taxonomy places the organism in Eukaryota, Ichthyosporea, Ichthyophonida.